Phragmites australis (common reed) is the source of this 2092-nucleotide messenger RNA. RefSeq names its product cyclin-B1-5-like. Bases 580 to 1938 code for a protein of 452 amino acids. The record is from RefSeq and is a predicted model, not a curated record. Gene Ontology annotation, molecular function: cyclin-dependent protein serine/threonine kinase regulator activity. Gene Ontology annotation, biological process: regulation of cyclin-dependent protein serine/threonine kinase activity; mitotic cell cycle phase transition. Gene Ontology annotation, cellular component: cyclin-dependent protein kinase holoenzyme complex; cytoplasm; nucleus. The transcript has 9 exons. NCBI's taxonomy places the organism in Eukaryota, Viridiplantae, Streptophyta, Magnoliopsida, Poales, Poaceae.
CUCUUAGGUAGGACAUGCUCCCUGAACCUGGAAGAUCCGCCGCUGGCAAUAACCUCUCUGGUCACAGAAGGGUAAGUGAUCUGCCCGUAUCACGACUUCACGAGCAAACUGGGGCCGAACACGAGUAUCGAUCUCGCAUAGAGCCGCAGAGGGCAAUGCUUUCCAAGUAGAACCCCCGGCACCCGAUAACUUUCCCGAAAUAAAUCCUCAACGGCUAGCUCCUGCAAACCCUCCCGCCGCGCCGAUCCCAGCCGUCGGAUCUCGGAUCCCGUCCGUCCGGACCGCUGCGUUCUUCUUCUUCGCCCACCGCCUCCCGACCGUUGGAGCAGACCCGAUGCAAAUAAAGCUGGAGCCCCACCGCGCCGCCCUCCUCCCACACCCAACGGCGACAGGCAGAAGCUUCUCUCCAAUCCAGGCAGGAACCAAGAAGUCGUAGUCGUAGCAGAGAGGACGAGGAGAGGAGGAAAGAAAGAGGGUCGCGAGCUUCUCCUUGCUUCGUCGCCUCGUUCCAGAGGUCGCCGGGGCGCACCUGCAGCCGUUCCUGGCCUCGGUGUCCUCGGGAGGCGAGGCGAUCCAACUAUGGCGACACGGAACCACCGUGCGGUUGCUGCUCCGCAGCCGGCGAACAGAGGUGCUGCAGUCCUGGCGGGGAGGCAGAAGGCCGCCGCAGCAGCAGGCCGACCUGAUCGGCGAGCCCUUGGUGAUAUUGGCAACUUCACGAACAUCCAUGUCAUCGACGGGAAGAAGGUCCAGCUGCCCGAGGGGGUCAAUCGCCCCAUCACCCGGAGCUUCGGCGCACAGCUCUUGAAGAACGCCCAGGCGAAUGCCGCUGUGGCGAACAAGCGUUCGGUUUUGCAGAAUGCCGUAGCUCCUGCUCUUCCUGCAGUGGCGCGUGCCGCUCCGAAGCCUACCAAGAAGGCCCCUGCCAAGCCCGUCCCUCGUCCUGAGCAGGCUAUCAAGAUCACCGCCGGCUCCGACGAGAACAGGAGGCCGUCAGAGGGUGCUGCCCGCAGCAGCUCUGCCCACAAGUCGAGGAAGAAGGUCGUCAGCACGCUUACAACUGUGCUGAUUGCUCGUUCCAAGCACGCGUCUGGCCUUACUGGGAAGCCCAAAGAACUCAUUGAAGACAUUGACAAGCUCGAUGGCGACAACCAGCUCGCUGUGAUUGACUACGUUGAAGAUAUCUAUAAGUUCUACAAGGCCGCACAGCAUGAGAGCCGUCCCACCGACUACAUGGGCAGCCAGCCCGAGCUCAGUACCAAAAUGCGUGCCAUCCUCACGAACUGGAUCAUUGAUGUUCACAGUAAACUCGAGCUUAUGCCUGAAACACUGUAUCUCAUCAUGUACAUGGUAGAUCGGUACCUGUCCCUGCAGACCGUGGCGAGAAGGGAGCUGCAGCUUGUCGGCAUCGCGGCCCUUCUCAUCGCCUGCAAGUAUGAGGAGAUUUGGGCGCCAGAGGUCAGCGAAUUCAUACAUUUAUCUGACAAUGCCUACACACGGCAAGAGAUUCUUGGCAUGGAGAAGGCAAUCCUGAACAAACUGGAGUGGAACCUCACUGUUCCCACUCCGUAUGUUUUCCUUGUGCGGUUUGCGAAGGCCGCCGGAAGCGGUGAUAAGGAGCUCGAGCAUAUGGUGUUCUUCUUCGCAGAGUUAGCGCUGAUGGCGUACAGCAUGGUAACGUUCUGUCCGUCCAUGGUCGCCGCUGCGGCGGUGUACGCCGCUCGCUGCACGUUGAGGAAGAGUCCUCUCUGGACAGAAACUCUGAAGCACCAUACAGGUUUUGAUGAGCUGCAGCUUAUAGAGUGCGCGAACAUCCUGAUCAGAUCCCAUGCUGCAGCUCCUGAUGGGAAGCUGACGACGAUCUACAAGAAGUACACGACUGAGGAGUUUGGGCGUGCUGCUCUGCACCCACCGGCAGCUGUUCCGGGCCUUGUCUAGGACUUCUACUGUGUUGCUUCAAUGAUUAGAAGACGAUUGGUUUGCGUUGGCUACAUGGAAUCAAGAAAGUUUGAGAACAUGUUUUUUAAUUCAUUUUGGAUACUCUGUUCUCAGAAGUAUUAUACUGUGUCGGUUACGUUUGCUACAACCUUAA